Vespula vulgaris is the source of this 2959-nucleotide messenger RNA. Its product is annotated as probable RNA-binding protein 19. Gene Ontology annotation, molecular function: RNA binding. The record is from RefSeq and is a predicted model, not a curated record. NCBI's taxonomy places the organism in Eukaryota, Metazoa, Arthropoda, Insecta, Hymenoptera, Vespidae. The coding region runs from base 91 to 2793 and encodes 900 amino acids. The transcript has 17 exons.
ACCUAACAUUAUACCAUGUGUCUUAAAUGAACGGUAAAUCUACACUUAUUAACAUUUAUUACAAGGUGUAUUAAUGUUAAAUAAUUAAUAAUGUCUCGAUUAAUAGUAAAAAAUUUACCAAAAAGUGUGACAGAAUCUAAACUAAGAGAACUUUUUAGUGAAAAAGGUCUUGUAACCGAUGUACAAUUGAAAUAUACAAAAGAUGGAAAGUUUAGGCAUUUUUGUUUUAUUGGAUUCAAAACAGAAGAAGAGGCAUUAAAAGCACGUACAUAUUUUGAUAAAACUUGUAUCGAUACAUGUCGAAUAUCUGUUGAUCAAUGUGCUGGUUUAGGUGAUCCAUCAAAACCAAAAUCUUGGAGUAAAUAUGCCAUAGAUAGUUCUUACAACAAGCAGCCAAGCGAUAAAACUAAAAUUAAUACUAAUGAUGGAGAUGUUAAAACAGUAAAUAGUAAUGAAAAUGAAAAUCUUAAGAAGACAAACACGAAAAAAAAGAAUAAUAAAGAACAGUCUACAGAAGUUAAAGAGGCAAUUGCAAAGCACAAAGAUGAUCCAUUGUUCAUGGAAUUUCUUGAAAGUCAUGCAGUAGCAGGUUCAAAAAAAGUUUGGAUUAAUGAUGCAGUAAUUGAUACUAUAGCAAAUCAAAAUAAUAAUGACAAAAAUAGUGAAAAUGAUGAUACUGCAGACAAAAGUGAUGAAGAAAAAAAGGAAGAAGAAGAAAGUAAGAAGGAAAAAAUCGCAAAUAGAGUUAUAUCAGAUUUAGAAUAUAUGGAAGCAUUAAAAAAGAAAACACAAAUUACUAACAAGGAAGAAGUGUCAGUAACAAAGCAUGGACCUGCAAAAUUUUUUACAGUAAAAUUACGAGGAUUAGCAUAUAAUCAUAAAAAGAAACACAUAAAGCAAUUUCUUCAACCUUUAAAACCGAAAUCUAUACGUAUACCACCUAAAAUCAAAGGGAUAGCCUACAUUGGAUUUAAAACAGAACAGCAUAUGAGAAAGGCAUUAUUAAAAAAUAAAAGUUUUUUAGAUGGGAGACAGAUAUUUCUGGCAAAGUAUGAAGAAAACUUAGAAACUAAGGAAGAUCAAAAUAUAGAAAUUAAUGACUGUAAUGUUAAAUGGAAAAAGCAAGAAGAAUCAUUAAAAAAUGAAGAAAGCAUAGCAGAAUCUGGAAGAAUGUUUGUACGAAAUCUUACUUAUACUACAACAGAGGAUGACAUUAGACAAUUAUUUGAAAAAUAUGGUCCCUUAACUGAAGUGAACUUACCUGUAGACCGAACUACUAGGAAACCAAAAGGUUUUGGUACAGUAACGUUUUUAAUGCCUGAACAUGCUAUUAGAGCUUAUUCUGAAUUAGAUGGUUCUAUCCUAAAUGGUAGAAUGUUACAUUUACUUCCAGGCAAAACAAAAUCCUCUUUAAUGGAUCAUCUUGAUCAAGAAAAUUUAUCUUAUAAACAAAAGAAAGAUUUAAAAAAUAAAAUUACUGCAAAUUCAUCUCACAAUUGGAAUACAUUAUUUCUGGGACAAAAUGCUGUUGCAGAAACAAUAGCAGCGACGUACAACACAAGUAAACAACAUGUACUAGAAGAUGAAUCAAAAAGCAUGAGUGCUGCUGUCAAAUUAGCAUUGGGCGAAACACAACUAGUACAGGAAACAAGAAAAUUUUUGGAAGAAAAUGAAGUUUGUUUGGAUGCAUUUAAUCAACCACCAGAAAAAAGAUCAAAAACCAUUAUUCUCGUAAAAAAUUUGCCGUCUGGUACACUAGCUAAGGAUAUUUACAACAUGUUUGCUCAACAUGGAGAACUUGGAAGAAUUGUUAUGCCACCAUCAGGAAUAACAGCUUUAGUGGAAUUUUUAGAACCAUCAGAAGCACGUAAAGCAUUUACAAAACUAGCAUAUACCAAAUUCAAACAUUUACCACUGUAUCUAGAAUGGGCACCAGAUAAUAGCUUCAUAAAUAAACUUAGUAAAUCGGAUCAAAGUAAAAGUAAAAAUGAUUUAAAAAAUAAAUUGGAAGAAGCACCUGUAGAAACGAAAGGAGUAGGAAAAGAAGAUGAAUUAAAUAAAAACCAAGAUAAAAACAAAGAAAUAGAGAAUGAAAAUGACGAUGAGCCGGAGCCAGAUACAACUAUUUUUGUAAAAAAUCUGAACUUUUCAACUUCAGAAAGUACAUUGAAAGAGUAUUUUUCUAAAUGUGGCCCUAUUCAUUAUGCCAUGAUAGCAACUAAAAAAGAUGUAAAAAAUCCUGGUACAAAAUUAUCCAUGGGUUAUGGUUUUGUAAGAUAUAAAUAUAAAUUUGAUGCAAAUCGUGCUUUAAAAACGUUACAAAUGACAGUACUUGAUGAUAAAACUUUGGAAUUAAAAAGAUCCGAGAGAAUAUUGACAUCCGAAGUUAAAACUGCAAAAAAAUCAUCCAAAGUAACUCCACAAACAGGAACGAAAAUCUUAGUUAGAAAUGUACCAUUCCAAGCAACAAUCCAAGAAAUGACGGAAUUAUUUAAAGCAUUUGGCGAAUUAAAAGCAGUAAGAUUACCAAAAAAAUUGAUUGGUGCUGAAAAACAUAGAGGAUUCGGUUUUGUAGAAUAUUAUACAAAAAGCGAAGCGAAGAAAGCCUUCCAAGCGCUAUGUCAGAGUACUCAUUUAUACGGUCGAAGAUUAGUAUUAGAAUGGGCUCAGACAGAGGAGGGUAUUGAAGAAAUUAGAAAAAGAACUGCUAAACAUUUUCACGAAGAGAGUUCGUCGAAAAAGAGUAAAAAAUCAGUUUUGGAUCCUGAAAUGGUCGGAUUAGAAACGGAAUGAAUGAUUUCAUUCUAUUCAUCAAUAUGUGCAGUUUGUUGGAUAAUAUGAUAACCGGCCUCGAAGACAACAAGAUAUUCAUGGAAGACAGCCAGAAAGAAAUAUCUUCCUUUCACCUCUCCCAGUUGAAGUACGAGCAAAGACCUAUGCCGAUGGAAUGAAAAUGCGG